Molecule: messenger RNA, 416 nt
Organism: Paramacrobiotus metropolitanus
Lineage: Eukaryota; Metazoa; Tardigrada; Eutardigrada; Parachela; Macrobiotidae
Exons: 3
Coding region: 47-391 (114 amino acids)
Biological process (GO): detection of chemical stimulus involved in sensory perception of taste; sensory perception of chemical stimulus
Cellular component (GO): membrane
Molecular function (GO): taste receptor activity
Source: RefSeq, a predicted model, not a curated record
CUUCAUCGUGGCUGAGAACUGUUCGAAAGGUUUAUUAUCCAUUCCAAUGGCCGCUAUUCAAUGCUUCUGGUGCUUGUUACAUGUUUUACAACUAGCCAUCAUUAUUGCAGCUGGAGUAAAGGUCAACACUGCGGCUCACACUCCUGCAAAAAUUCUCUACAAAUUAAGCUGUGCAAAACUGAAACCAGGAGAAAUGCAGCACUUGCAGCUUUUUCUUAACAGAUUAUCGGGAGCUGGAAUUGGACUUAGCGCCGGUGGUUUUUUUCUUGUUGAUAAGGUUUUUGCAAUGAGCAUUAUUGGAACGUACAUCACCUAUCAACUGCUGCUUUUCCAGUUGCAACUGGAUUUAAGCUCAUCAAGCCCGGCUCCAAACACAAAUGCGACUGCGUGAUCAGUACCAGUUUCGUGAAUUCCGG